AAUUUUUUAUAGUUAAAUAUAGGAGAGAGAUUAGGAAAUGUCAUAGGUGAUUUCAAGUGGCAUGCAUUUAAUUGAAUAUUCAAUUCUGUAUCUCGGAACAUCCAAUUUACGACAUUCCUCUUGUGUGAAAAUGAAAAAGAUGAUUUCAAGUGACUAAAAUCGAUUUGUUAAUUUGUUUAUCGAAUUUCCUUACCAGAUCCAGUUGAAGAUCGAAGGAGGUCAUAUGAGCUUGGACCAUUGAACUGAAAGAGUAAUCUCCAGCGCAUCUUACUGCCACUUGAUCCACAGAAUUGUUUUCCGCACCAGUUGUCACGAAGCUGCGUUCGGUUUCGGAACAUGUUUGUGAUGCACAGUUAAGUGCAAGCUCUACGAUGCUCAAUUCAGGAAUUCCAGUGUUUUGUUGCUUUCCUUCAUUUUUUGAAUAUCUCUUUGAUGGAUUGGUAGUGAUCGUGUUUACAUUUGAAUUUAUAUAGCUUUGUUGCAUCAGACACAGGGCCUAUUCCAGCCAUUUCUUAUGCUUUCCAGGUUCUGGAUUUAGGAGCUCCAAGCUUGAAUUGUUUUGAAAUAGGAGUGACAGAUUCGUUUUCUGUGUUUUGAGUUGGAAGAGAUGAGUGGACAUCUAGCACAGGAGAAAUAUAAAGUUAAAGCUUCUUCCAGUAAAGGUGUGGAGGAUAUCCGAUGCAGCUCAAUUUUUGGACAGUUUUCAGAAAAAGAAAUGAUAAGUCAGUUAAAAGGGCUUGCUCGUGAUCCUUCUAUGCCACAGCUUGCACUUGAUAAUAUCCAGCCUUUGUGGAGUCAGAUUCUUGGUCUCAGAAAAUUAAUGGCUCUCGAAGCUUCUGAGAUGCCUUGGAGAAAGCGGAAACUUGAGCAGCUUGUCAAAGAUACCCUGAGAGCUCCAGGUGGCUUUGUUUCACCACACCAACAGAACAUGACAAAACGCAGAAGACGGCAGUUAUCCCAAGCUUCAUCAUCAUUAUCAUGCUUGCUCAAUUCAAUUGACUCUGCCCAAAGUCAUGAUGAAAAAUUCAUCUUUGAGUCUCUAGUGACCUUCGAUGAAGCUUUUCCAGAGAAACAGGUAACCACUGAAUGUUCAUUUGCUGAUGAUGUGGUAGAUUUGAAUUGCACCUCCAAAGAUGUAUCUCGGGUAGUAGGUUCUGAUGAAUCUGUAAAUGUUUCAAACCCUUCCAGUAUAGAGGACUCAACUCGUAAUGUAGCACACAAUUUAGCUAUUAGUAACGUAGUUCGCAACUUGAAUUUACCAACAUUGAGUGGCACACAGAGAAAACACCUUGAGCCUUCUCAUCGGUCAAUCAGAUUGCUGAAUUUCAUCGGAGAUCAUCUUCAAAGGAAGGUUAUUCCAGUUGGACCUCGUUUUCAGACUGACGUCCCUAAGUGGGAUGACACGGUGGACCUGGGCAUUCGUAUAAGCUCAUACAAGAGUGAUUCUGAUAAUUUGAAGUGGUUGGGUUCCCAAGUUUGGCCAAUUGUAACUAGAAAUAUGAAAUCCACUAGAAGAGAAAUUGGGAAAGGGAAAAACAAUUCUUGUUCCUGUGCAUCCCGGGCAUCUGCUGAUUGCAUUAAACGCCAUGUACGUGAGGAAAGGCUACUUCUUCAACACGAUCUGGGCCCUGCCUUUUCUAGUUGGAAGUUUGAUGAAAUGGGUGAGCAGGUCUCAGAGUCAUGGUCUCUCAAGGAGCAACGAGCUUACAAGUCACUAAUGAAAAUGAGGCCAUCAGCUAAUGGGAAAAGCUUUUGGAAGCUUACCUUGAAGCGUUUACCCAGAAAGUCUAAGAAAGACAUUGUGAACUAUUAUUUCAAUGUUUACAUUCCUCACCGCAUGAGCCUACACAGGUCGUCACCAACCAUAAAGCAAGUCGACACUGAUGAUGAGGAUGAGGAUGAGGCUGAUAAUUCUGAUCACAAGGGUUUGCAGAAAGGAGCCGAAGAGAGAAGUCCUACAAUCCCCAACAAGAAGGCUAGAUAUUUACGUACUAGUUAAGUUGUCCUUCCUAAGUCCAUUGAUUGAGUCCCAUUAAAAGGUUCGUUUCUUGACCAAUUUUUUUGUCCGAUCAGCUUACCGUAUAUACCAACGAAAAUCUUGACUUUGGAUCUCAAUUCAUUAAUCACUUAACUUUUGGUCACACCCUUAGUGUAUGCAUUCAAGCAGAAAUGCAUCAUGCCAAGUAUUCUGGUUGUGAGCUUUGAAAGUGGUGAUGGGAGUCUUCUUGUUUAUGUUUUCACAAUUAUGAAAUUAUCAUGCUGUAGUGAAUAUGAACUCAGACUAAACUUGAGCUGAGUGGAUGGAAAAGCUUUGCUUAAUUUGCAGCUUUACCGCAUAUCAACUGUUGAAUGUCUCAAAAUGAAAUCUUUAAAUCCUUGUUUGUAUCA
Messenger RNA from Salvia splendens (bonfire salvia), 2388 nucleotides. RefSeq lists its product as uncharacterized. The record is from RefSeq and is a predicted model, not a curated record. The transcript is spliced from 4 exons. NCBI's taxonomy places the organism in Eukaryota, Viridiplantae, Streptophyta, Magnoliopsida, Lamiales, Lamiaceae. Bases 608 to 1999 code for a protein of 463 amino acids.